AGAAAAUUGACAGUAGGUUGCAAUAACAGUCGAGAGUCUGGGGAACUGCCUCGUUCUGUAGUCAAGGAAACGAAUAAACAAGUGUUGUAAUCUGAGAAAAUGGAUUCAGGGGAGGCCGGAUUUGCAGACCUGUUUCUCGUCGAAAGGACGGUGAACAUCCUUCAAAGCGGCGAUAGGGCGGAGAAAGUCAGUACUCUGAAGAAGGUGAAGAAGUACCUGAAUGAAAAUGACGAGGAGAAGCUUUUGGAUCUAUACGAACACCUCAGCUCCACUUUGCUCAGGCUGUUACAAGACCCGAACGAAGCCGUGCGCGAGCACUCGCUUCAACUUCUCGAUCUGUUCCUAAUCGAAAAACUGACAAAAAAUAAGAUUCACUUGAAAAACCUCAUCCCUGUUCUGUAUUCCAGGAUGUGCAGUGACAAUAACACGGAACUGUCGGAAGAGUUAAAACUGCUGUAUUCUAAGUUUCUCACCUCUGUCGUAAAGAAGUAUGAAAACGAUUUAAUCCCUUAUUUGGAGGAGAUCGUCUCAAUUGUGAUCAAGCUUCUUCCUUAUCCCGCCCCAGAAGUCAAAAAGUCGGCUAGUAAGUUAUGCGUUACCCUUGUCACUGCACUUCCUGCCGAAACUUUCCAAUAUAGCAAAAAACUAGUUAAUCCACUGUUCACGAAUUUGAGCCAUCAACACUGGAGAGUCAGAGUUGCUACAAUUGAAACUCUAGAAAUCUUGAUGCUGAAAGGUGAUAAUAAAUGUGUGCCUGACAUAAUAAACCCAGUCACAAGGUGCCUGUUUGAUAAUAUUGAGCAUGUGAGAAUGGCAGUAACACGACUUGUUGGGCAUUGGAUGGUGGAUCUCUUUGAUAGGUAUUCCUUCUUUUCUCACUUCCUUCCUGUUAUACUAACAAGUUUGAGUGAUGAGAGCCAGGAGAUUAGAACCGAGGCAAAAAGUCUUUGGGAGAAAGCAGGUAAACAAUAUCUCCAAGAAAAUGAAAAAGACUACAAAGAUAGGAUUGAUUAUGAAAAUGAAUAUUUAGAACAUUAUCCUAAAGGAGUGAAACGACCGGGUCUUGGCUGCAGGAUCAUAGUCGAACAGGAGGGCAGUAAAUUUCUUCUGGCUUUAGUGCAUGAAUUGAGCGAUUGGAAUGAAAGAGUAAGGUUGAUGAGUUCAGUGCUUCUUUUCCAGUAUGCUAUUCAUGCAGAGACUUCCAUUACCCAAUCUCUGCAUAAAAUUCUUAAUGGAAUGUGCAAAGCCGCAAUGGAUUAUGAAACUCCGAAAGUUAUGGAGAAUGUGGUGCUUGCUGCUCAGUAUAUGGGUUACUUUGUGCCCCCAAAAGUGUACUGCUCUUUAAUCGUCUCACACUUGAAAGAAGCAAAUGCAGGAGAAUUGAAAAUUGUCACUGGGCUUGUUAAAGGGUCAAAAAGUGAAGAUUUGAGGCUCUACUUGCCCGAUGUCACUAGUCUAUUGAACAAUACAUCUUUUGAGGAAAAAGAACACCUUGCAAUAUUGGAUUUGAUAUCAGCUGUAUUCUCUACAUGUGCUGAUAGUUCAUUGGAUAUUGGGGAUAAAAUUUGGGCUGCAUUAAUCAGCAUAGCAGGCCUCACUGAUAAAUUGGAAAUUCGUAAAAAAUCAUUAGAACUUCUUGACAAGUUUGUUGAAUUUGGAGGAGGAGAUAGAAAAAAGGUGUUCAAUUCACAUUGUUCCACUCUUCUUCAAUCAUUACAAGAUACCCUCUGGACAGCUCAUUGUCAUCAGCAGUUUAUUUUGGCAAGCAUAAUUGAAAAUGGAGGAGAAAUCAUAGAACCCAAUCUGCAAUUGUUCAUAUCUAUACUUCAAGAAGCUAUGGCCUAUGAAAAUGACCCGGAAGUAAUUUUGAAAGUGACAAUGGCAAUCAACAACUUGCUUUCAAAUAAUGAAAAGACUUUACCAUCAGAACAGUCUGUUUUAUUCUUUAUUAAAACAUUACUAAAAGAUAUUAUUGUACCUCAUUUGAAAUGGCACCCUGGAAGAAGUGCUGAGGCUAUAAGAACUGUUGCUUGCACAUGCUUGUAUAUGUGUUUACUGAAGGUGAUAUCAAAAUGCAAUUCCAUUUCUGAAAUUAAUGACAUUAAGUCAUCUCUUAAACAACCCAAGGAGAUUUUAGACAAAGAAACAGAGAUGAUGUACAAAGAACUUAAGUUGCCCGAGGUCAAAGAAGUUGAUUAUGACACUUUGCUACCACUUGUUAUAUCGCUAGUUGAGGAUGCUUCUCCAAAAACACGCAUACUUUCUCUGAAUUGUAUCCAACUUCUUUCCAACACCAAUGAGGCACAUCAAACUGAUCAAUUUUAUAAUAUUAUCACAAAUACAAUCAAAAGAAUGGAAGACUCGGAUAAGUCUGUCAGAUUACUAGCUCUGCAAAGCAUACAGAAGCUUUAUGAAGACCAUAUUAAGAAAGAAGAACAAUGCAACUACAUAAACAAAGGGCUUCUAGAAUUUGUUUAUUCUACACUCUUAAUUCACUUGGAUGAUCAACAAGCUUCUUUCAGAGAAUCUGUGCUAGAGUGCCUGAAAAGUAUAGGAAAAAUUGAUGCUGUCCUACUUAGGAGAAAGUGGCAGUUGAAUAAAUUCAGAAACAAAGAUAUCUGUGAAAAAUUGAUUGAACACAUAGAAAAUUAUCUUGUUGAAAGUGUAAACAAAUGACUUACUGAAGUAUAAAACAAUCUUUUUAUUUUUA
Messenger RNA from Cimex lectularius (bed bug), 2710 nucleotides. It is a transcript of the gene Dnaaf5, whose product is annotated as dynein assembly factor 5, axonemal. Bases 100 to 2676 code for a protein of 858 amino acids. NCBI's taxonomy places the organism in Eukaryota, Metazoa, Arthropoda, Insecta, Hemiptera, Cimicidae. Gene Ontology annotation, molecular function: dynein intermediate chain binding. The record is from RefSeq and is a predicted model, not a curated record. Gene Ontology annotation, cellular component: cytoplasm. The transcript has 12 exons. Gene Ontology annotation, biological process: outer dynein arm assembly; cilium movement; inner dynein arm assembly.